This is a messenger RNA of Polychytrium aggregatum, 1940 nucleotides long. RefSeq lists its product as uncharacterized. Gene Ontology annotation, cellular component: nucleus. Gene Ontology annotation, biological process: peptidyl-lysine monomethylation. The coding region runs from base 53 to 1882 and encodes 609 amino acids. The transcript has 7 exons. The record is from RefSeq and is a predicted model, not a curated record. Gene Ontology annotation, molecular function: protein binding; protein-lysine N-methyltransferase activity. NCBI's taxonomy places the organism in Eukaryota, Fungi, Chytridiomycota, Chytridiomycetes, Polychytriales.
CGCUCCAGCCUCGUCCAAGCCAUCGCUUCAGCAUACGACCAAGCAUCCCAUCAUGGGCGGCACGAACCCCGUCGACGAGCUCUUUGAGUGGGCCCGGAAGCACGGCGCGCGGAUCGACAACAUUGUCAUGAGAGAUCACUCCAACGAACAAGAUGGCUCGUAUGCUCAACGGGCGGCUUACGCAAAGGCACCGAUCGGCUCCAAUGAGGUCAUCGGCUAUAUACCCGAUAUCCUUGUCCUCCAUGAAACCGCCGCCAAUGCCUCUCCCGUCGGCAAGGCCAUCCGCAGCUACCUGUCAAAGCACCCCGAGAGCUCGACAGCCUUCCACGAUGCCAGCGACCCGUACUGCGCCGGCCUGCUCCUGAUGUCGGCCUAUCUGGUGUACGAGCGGUUCGAGAGGCCAGAGGGAGAGUCCUUCUACUAUCCAUAUCUCAACAGUCUGCCCAAGACCUUCAACAUCCCGAUGUGGUGGCCGAUCGAGCAAGUCGAGGAAUUGCUCAAGGGCACCAAUCUAUUCUACAUCGUGCAGUCGAGGAAGGCCCUGUUGACCCGCGGCCUCAAGCUCAUCCAACUCGCUUGCAAGGAUGUCUUUCCGAAGGGAACUCUAACAUGGGAUAACAUGUUGUGGGCAUAUUCCGCCAUCUCAAGCCGUGCUUUCCCAAAGAGCCGACUGACCAAACGCGAGGAGGCCGACGACGAGCUCCCCUCUGUGCUGGGCACCGCAAGCGAGCUCUGCCUCUAUCCCGUGUUGGAUAUGCUCAACCAUCGGAGAGGAUAUCGGAUCGAGUGGGAUGCGACGAUAGACUCGGGCAUGUCUUUCAUUACCCACGAAUCUGUUGCCGAGGGUGAGGAACUCGUCAACAACUAUGGUGCCAAGGGAAAUGAGAAUCUACUCGGAAAUUACGGAUUUGUGCUUGACCCAAACCCAGAAGAUUACUACAAAGCCUCGUUGAACAUCCGCGAUGCAAUCGACCCUCUUGCCUCUCGAAAGCGCAGUCUCCUGGAACGAAUCACACCUUCGCGACUCGUCCACUUGCUGUUCUGCGACGACACCCUGCCGGCGGAUCUGAUCUGCGUCAUGCGAGUCUUGGUCAUGAACGAGUACGAACUCGACGUCUUUGAAAGCUCGUUGGUGGACGGGCGGGGCAACGCACCGGCGGUGCCGUUUACUCCCAGAAACGAGAUGGCGGUCUUUAGCAUGCUCUGGUCCAUGCUCCAGGUGCGCCAUAGCGGCGUACGCGAAGGAGCAUGGGAAGGCUGGGAGACGGAGCGAUUGGACUUGGACAGCUCGACCCGGGAGCGACAGCGGCUGGCUCGGGUCUACAGACGAGGUCAGCUCGACAUUCUCAGCCACAACAUGAGGCUGGUGACCGAGAACGUCAAGGCUUUCCUCAAGGGCAAGGGCGCUUCUCAUGACGGGUUCUUCAGGGACUGCUUCCUGACAUUGGAGAACGAGCUCAUCGACGAUGCCUUUCUGGAAGCUCUGGCGGCGCUGGGCGAGGAGGCCCAGAUCGAGAUCGACGAAGACACGGCUCUGUCGCUGUUGAUCAUCUGGGAGCAUGCCCGUGGCGAUCAGUCGCCGUGGUGCGCAUGCUUCUCGAGCCUCUAUGGAAUGGACAGCGGUAUCAUUCCGCAGAUACUCGGCGAACAAGUCGAGGCCAUCUCCGAACACUUUGACCAGUAUGUGUUUCCGCUCUUGGAGGUGGAGCGCUCACUCUUUCCUGCGCACGUCUACAACAACCAGUCCUUCAUGUGGGCUGCGUGUAUUCUCGAAACCCACGGCCUGACGAUGCAGUCGAACCACUUUGGAGAGACGGCAAGCGCCUCCAGCCCGAGCGAGACGGACGAGCCCGAUAUUGUGCACGGUCUGAUUAUGCUGUGAACAUGCCGAAACAGAACACCCUGUUUUGAGUGGGGGCUGUCGUUGAUUUCCGGGCCUG